Molecule: messenger RNA, 1128 nt
Organism: Homarus americanus (American lobster)
Lineage: Eukaryota; Metazoa; Arthropoda; Malacostraca; Decapoda; Nephropidae
Product: collagen alpha-2(I) chain-like
Exons: 2
Coding region: 1-1128 (375 amino acids)
Source: RefSeq, a predicted model, not a curated record
AUGAGGACCUGUGUGAACCUGGCGUUGGCAGGUUCCUGGGAACAGUGGCGCCCUCUAGUGGCAGGACUUCCCCAAAGACAGAAGCGACUCCAGGAGCUCCCAGAGACAGUGACGCCCCGAGGCCUUCCGAAUAACAGCUGUGUCCCCAGACGCCUUUCCAGGGACGACAGCUCCCCCAAGAGCCCUGACGUAGGCGCUGGCAUCCACAUGGGCACUCCCAGGGACGUCGUUGUCCCCACGGGCUCUCUCAGGUACAGCGGUGCCCCCAGGGGUUCUCUCAGGCGCAGCCGCGUUCCCAGAGGCCUUCCCAGAGACGGCGGCGCUCUCAGAGACCCUCCCAGGGAUGGUGAUGCCCCCAGAGGCCCUGCAAGUAACGCUGGUGCUCUCAGGGGCUCUCCCGGGGAGAGCGAUUCUCCCAGGGGCUCUCCCAGGGACGCCGCUGUCCCUGGUAGGGCCCUUGGGGGCGACACCGCUUAUAGUACGGUCCCUGGUGACGCCACCGCCCCUGGGAGUUCCCCUGGAGUUGCCGCUGUCGUUGGGAGGCCCCUGGGGUUUCUGCCGUCUUUGGGCGGGCCUCUAGGAGCACUGCCGUCCCUAGGAGCACUCCUGGGAGCGCUGCUGUACUUGGGAGAGCCCCUGGGGGUGCCAGCACCCAUGACAGGGCCCCAGGGUGGCCGCCGUCUCUGGCAGGGCCCCUGGGAGAGCAACUGGGUUCGCCACGCCCUGGCAGGUCCCCAGGGGGCGCCUCUGUACUUGGAAGGGCCGCCGGGGAGUUCCGCUGUCCCUGGGGCGCCACCGCCCUUGGCAGGGUCCUUGGCGGUGCUACACCCCCCUGGUAGGACCCCUGGGGCGCCAGCGCCUUUGGCAGGGCCUUUGGUGGCACCGCCGUUUGUGAAAGGGCCCCUGGGAGAUCCGCUAUCCCUGGCAUGGCCCCACCAGACGUCACCGCCCCUGAAAGGACUGCUGGGAGUGCCGUUGUCCCUGGAAGGGUUCCUGGGAGCGCCGCCGUCCCUGGGAGGGUUUCUGGGUGCGCCGCUGUCCCUGGGAGAGCCCCUGGUAGAGCCCCUGGGGGCGCUACGGUCCUUGGCAGGGCCCCUGGGGCGCUGCCACCCCUGGCAGGGUCUCUAG